This is a messenger RNA of Protopterus annectens (West African lungfish), 887 nucleotides long. RefSeq names its product brorin-like. Gene Ontology annotation, biological process: negative regulation of BMP signaling pathway. Lineage: Eukaryota; Metazoa; Chordata; Ceratodontiformes; Protopteridae. The transcript has 3 exons. The coding region runs from base 19 to 705 and encodes 228 amino acids. The record is from RefSeq and is a predicted model, not a curated record. Gene Ontology annotation, molecular function: protein binding. Gene Ontology annotation, cellular component: AMPA glutamate receptor complex.
CAGUACUACUGACAGAAAAUGCAGUACCACAGUGUAGCUUGUAUGCACGUCCUUUACUUAUUGUGGGGAUUUUUAUCUUGGUUUUCUGCUGCUUUCUAUAUUGAUAUUAACACAGAAGAAUAUGGGGACUAUGACAUGACAGAUUAUCGUGGCAAAUGGUGCAUUGGUGAGUCUGGCACUGUAUACAACAUAGGAGACACAUUUUAUCCUAGUCCUUCAGCUUGCCCUUGUAUAUGUACAGAAGAUGGGCCACUGUGCAUCAAACCAUCAUGUCCAAGAAUCCACCCAAAGUGUAUCCGUUUCAGCUACCAGUCAUGCUGUCCCAAAUGUGAGGCACUAAGCAGCGUGUGUGAAUAUGAUGGAAAGACCUACCAACUAAUGGAAGAAUUUAUGCCAUCUCCAUGUGAAAGGUGCCGUUGUGAAUCUAACAGAGCCAUUUACUGCACAGUCACCGAGUGCCCAUCAGUGCAAUGUGUUAAUCCUGUCUAUGAGCCUGAGAAAUGCUGUCCAGUCUGUAAAAAUGGACCUAACUGCUAUGCCGGCUCUGUGAUUAUCCCUGCAGGCAUGACUGUGAAAACUGGCGAGAGGACAAUAUGUUUCUGUACUUAUGAAGAUGGCACGUGGUACAUUCAGCCGCAAGCCUUAUGUAUAAAACAGCAACGUGAUGUCAGUUCUGGAAAACAACUCAUUACUAACUUCUUUUGAUAGAAUGUCAUUUAUAUAAUUGACAGAUUUUCCUGAAAAUGUUAUUCUCUGUAUAUUUUAUUCAAGUUCUUGAAAAAAAGCACUCACAUAUGUGUAGUUCUGUAGAAAAGAUUAUUGAGAUCUUCCUGCUAUGUGAGAUUUAAAGUAUUAUCAAACCAUUUUGUCAAGAGACUAUGUCUACA